AUGCCCCAACGGGGAAAGACCUUCACUGAGUCGAUCAGGGACCAGAGGGGACGCAAUCAAUUCAACUUUCCCUACUGUUCUGUCGCAACUGCCUACGUUAGUAAAGUCUCUGUGGAUACUACCGUGCUUGCCGCCAACACUUCGCAGGAAGCAGUUGCGAUGGAUCAACACUACGAGGAGGAAAAGGCGACACUGUCGACCUCUUACUUCCUUGUCACAGGAGCCAACAGUGGUCUCGGCUUCUCCAUCUGCUGUCGCCUCAUUGACGAAUUCCUCUUUACGAAGCCGCAAUCCGAGCGACUCUGCAUUAUCGUGACCACGCGCGACGCUCGCAAAGGAAACGACACUCUUGAUCGACUCAGCAAACACUUGCGCCGCACGACCCGCUCGGCAGAAGGUUCACUCAAGGGCGUCGCAUUCCUUCUCGAAUCACGCGUGACAUUUCGGUCGGAAAUUCUCGAUCUGAACUCUCUUCUUUCCGUUCAGGCUCUUUCGAAGAAACUUUUGGAAACCACACCCCGACUCGAUGGGGUCAUCUUGAAUGCCGGUUUCGGCGGCUGGACGGGCAUCAAUUGGUUUGAAGCUACCUGGACGAUCCUCACAGACUGGGUCCAGGCAACAACGUGGCCGACGUACAAGGUGUCAGGAUACGGAUGGGUGACGAAACCGCAGUUGCCCUCCACGGCGAGUGGCAGGACAGAACAAGGCAAAAAGCCGAUUGAGACGGGCGCUGCUGAACCGCAGCUAGGAGAAGUAUUCUGCUCCAACGUGUUUGGGCAUUACUUGCUCUGCCAUAACCUCUUGCCGCUGCUCAAGGCUCCGUUGCUGCCCCAUCCAGGCCGAAUCAUCUGGGUGUCAAGUCUUGAAGCCUACGGACACACUCUCCAGGCGGACGACAUUCAAGGCAUGCGCUCGCUCAUGCCCUACGAGACGUCGAAGCGAUUAACAGAUGUGCUUUCCCUGACAUCUACUCUUCCUUGUACCGCAACGUGGGUCGAUCAGUAUCUCGAUUCCAAGCCCGAACGCUCCUCCAAAUCGAUACAACCCGACAAUGACGACGUCUCGAACGAAGCUACCCACUCUCGGCCAAGAAUGUAUGUCAGCCAUCCCGGCAUCGUCGCAACUGCCAUCUUCCCCCUCCCGUAUAUCCUCUGGCUAUGCAUGACCGGCGUCUUCUACAUGUCGCGCUGGCUUGGCUCACCGUGGCACACGGUCAAGUCGUACACUGCUGCAUGCGCAAUGGUAUGGCUUGCGCUGGCCCCUCAGGAGCGUCUUGACAAUAUGGAGCACAAUGACGGACCCGGGAAAUGGGGCACAGCCACGGAUGCGUUUGGCCGCGAGCGCGUCAGCCGCACGGACGUAGAUGGCUGGGGCUACGGCGGAGUCCCAGGCGAAGUCAGCGGUUUGGGUCCUGAGCGCAUCAAAGGACGGCGCCGCGGUGCCAAGGAUCUGACGCCGGAGAUGAGGCAAGAGUUUGAGGAUCUCGGCCGUAGCUGCUGGAAGGAAAUGGAAGAUCUCCGACUUGACUGGGAGAAGCGACUGGCGUCAGUCAAGCCGACAGAUGCGUGA
Xylona heveae TC161 is the source of this 1569-nucleotide messenger RNA. RefSeq lists its product as hypothetical. Gene Ontology annotation, biological process: ergosterol biosynthetic process. NCBI's taxonomy places the organism in Eukaryota, Fungi, Ascomycota, Xylonomycetes, Xylonales, Xylonaceae. The coding region runs from base 1 to 1569 and encodes 522 amino acids. Gene Ontology annotation, molecular function: 3-beta-hydroxysteroid 3-dehydrogenase (NADP+) activity. Gene Ontology annotation, cellular component: lipid droplet; mitochondrial outer membrane; endoplasmic reticulum membrane. The transcript is spliced from 2 exons. The record is from RefSeq and is a predicted model, not a curated record.